Messenger RNA from Cladophialophora immunda, 960 nucleotides. RefSeq lists its product as uncharacterized. Gene Ontology annotation, cellular component: nucleus. The record is from RefSeq and is a predicted model, not a curated record. Gene Ontology annotation, biological process: mitotic DNA replication termination; site-specific DNA replication termination at RTS1 barrier. Bases 1 to 960 code for a protein of 319 amino acids. The transcript has 2 exons. NCBI's taxonomy places the organism in Eukaryota, Fungi, Ascomycota, Eurotiomycetes, Chaetothyriales, Herpotrichiellaceae.
AUGGGGAACGACGGAGGAAGCAUUCCUACGCGACGCGAGCUCGUCAAGGAAGCUGCGCGGAACCCAACAGCCACCGAACUGAAAGACAAGCAAAAAGAGCACCUUGCUCAUCGUUGGUCGACCUGUCCAGUCUCCCACAAGCCCCUGGUCAAGCCUAUCGUCUCAGAUUACUCAGGCGACCUCUACAACAAGGACGCCAUCAUUCAGUUCCUACUACCCGCCGAAGCCAGCUCUGUGGACAAGCAAGAGUACGAGAAAUUCAUCCAGGGCCGCAUCAACAGUCUGAAGGAUGUAGUCGAGGUACAAUUUGAAAUAGAACAUGACGAGAAGACCAAAUCAGACAGAUGGAUCUGCCCUAUCACAUCCAAAGAGCUCGGUCCGAAUGUCAAGGCAGUGUACCUCGUACCCUGCGGACAUGCUUUCUCGCAAGAAGCCAUCAAGGAGAUGAAGAACGAGGGCAAAUGUGUUCAAUGUGGUACUCCCUACGAGGAAAGAGACGUCAUACCCAUUCUUCCGAGCACUGAGAAGGACAAGGCACUCGUAAUAGAGCGGAUAGAAGCCUUGAGGUCUUUGGGACUCUCACACUCUUUGAAAAAAGCCAGCGGCAGCAAAAAGCGGAAGGCAAAUGGAAACACCAAGUUAGAACAAGUGCAGAAUACUUCGGAAGGGCAAGCAAUCAGGGCAAACGGGCAGGAGAAAACAACGCCGUCCGACGCCUCUCUUCCUGCGAAACCCCAGUCAGGGACCUCGACACCGAAUUUGCCGAAUGGGAUUAAGAAUGCCGCAACCGCCAGUCUCACCGCACGAGUCAUGGAAGAAGAAGAAGCCAGGAAGAAAAGGAGACGUGAGAACGAGAACAUCAGUUCCUUGUACUCGAAGAAAUCAGAUGAGAAGGCCAGAAGGGACGGCGAUUUCAUGACCCGAGGGUUUUCGAUCCCAGCAAACGCCCGACACAAAUAG